AUGGCGCGUCCCUACCGGCCUGUGAAGCCGAUCCCGUUUGAGCUACGGCAACACUGUGGUAUCUACUUCGAAGAACAGUUGCAUUGCCAUGCACUAAAUUUACUCCUAAGUCUCGUAUACUCCGGCACCGCUGCGUCAAGUGCCGCCUUCAUUCCACCGCCAGAGUUCCUCGCGCUUGCUGCUACCUUCAUCGUACAUCCAUCAACGACCACCCGUGCAAAAUCGAAGGAAAAACAACAGGCUGCCAAUCUAUCUCUGCAGUUACUCAGUCUAGUCAACUCUUUGGUAGGGCCGAUCGGUGCGAAAUUCGGGAUAGCAUUUACGUUUACUCAUUUUUCGACAUCGCGAUCCGGCGCAAAACGAUCAAUUGAUAAUUUUGACGGUGCGUCAGACGAGAUAGAAACUCUCAAUUUUGAGCUUGCCCAACGUGGGUCGUUAUGGUCUCGUGCGGGGGAUUUUUGGCACAUCGUUGGCUGGGCGUUUAAUUGUGCGGUCUUGCAUCCGAAUCGGUGGCCAAGAUGGAAAUUACUUCUGGAGUUCAUAUGUGACAUGCUUGAGGCCGACUGGAGGGAUAGGCUGCAACAGGGUAAAAAUCUAAAAGAUUAUGGUACGAAAGCUGAAAUACUUCGGGGUAGUAUCAUUUAUAAAUGGUUAGAGACGACGUCGUCUGGUGUUUCCAGUAGGGACAGGAGAAUUAUGAGAGCGAUUUUUGCGGAUGGAGCGUCCAACUCAGUGAACGAGUUCCGGGAGGUGUUUCAUAACGAGCUGAAAGAGCUACAAAAGGAGAAUAGCUUUUCACAAAAAAGGGACGUUGUUGUGAACAUCGAUGAGGACAUAUACGGAGACUACUUAGAUCGAGACGUUGAUGACGAUGAGGAAGAGAGUGAUUCCCCUCCAACUAUAGGGGGAGAAUUGCCCUCUCGCCCUAAGAGGCAACGGAGAGCGAGAGUGAAAAACUCUGGUGCCAUCGAUGUUGACCGGAAUCACGAUCUAUUGAAUAUGUCUUGUUCAGACAAUAUUGCUCUGCUAGGCGAUUUAGAGUGCCUUUCGCUUCGUCAACGUCUUCUUGCAAUUAUAUCUGCCGUCUCAGCGGCCAUUCCAGAUGAUUUUAUGCACAUUGAGCAACUUUACCACCUUAUGGUAGAAUUUAUCCUUCCUCUCCCGCUACCGAUAUUCCAACUCUUCGUCUCACCCUCUGUUCUUCUUAAUUUCCCUGUCGAUGCACAAGUAACACUAUGCGAAAUGUUGCUUGAACGACUCCGUGAAAAUAAAAAGCUUUUUUCCCAAGGGCCAUCAGUUUUCAAUCAGUCCAAACUUGAGCUAUAUCUACCUCUCACAGCGAACAACGCCGAUGUCUUUGACAACACCAGGGUAUCCAUAUUGCUCGAAUCUGCUAUCCGCCUGCUAUCUAUUAAUGGAUUGCUACGUGUAACCCCGUCCUUUAAACAGGCGCUUAAUGUCGGUAUUGACGCGAGAGGCGAGAAAGCUCAAAGCGACACGAAAAAAGGCCAGAAUCGAUUGAAAGCGGAGGAGCUGGCAUGGACGUGGCUGAUCGAGAGCGGGGAACGGUUGGCGUACCUUACUGAAGAAGUUUUUGAAGAGGAAGUAGAGCCCCUACGCGCUUCCUCAGCCUUGCGCAGCAAAAAGAAAAUAAAAGAUGAUACAUUGGGAUUUUUUCAUGUCUGA
Ophidiomyces ophidiicola is the source of this 1686-nucleotide messenger RNA. RefSeq lists its product as uncharacterized. NCBI's taxonomy places the organism in Eukaryota, Fungi, Ascomycota, Eurotiomycetes, Onygenales, Onygenaceae. The transcript is spliced from 2 exons. The record is from RefSeq and is a predicted model, not a curated record. Bases 1 to 1686 code for a protein of 561 amino acids.